Tympanuchus pallidicinctus (lesser prairie-chicken) is the source of this 3278-nucleotide messenger RNA. It is a transcript of the gene GPR55, whose product is annotated as G protein-coupled receptor 55. Gene Ontology annotation, cellular component: membrane. The record is from RefSeq and is a predicted model, not a curated record. Lineage: Eukaryota; Metazoa; Chordata; Aves; Galliformes; Phasianidae. Gene Ontology annotation, biological process: positive regulation of Rho protein signal transduction; phospholipase C-activating G protein-coupled receptor signaling pathway. Gene Ontology annotation, molecular function: G protein-coupled receptor activity. The transcript has 3 exons. The coding region runs from base 597 to 1517 and encodes 306 amino acids.
CAAUGAACAAUCUGCAGUUUGGGGGUAGCCACCACAUACCUGCAACAGCUCUUGGCUGCUUCAUGCCAACUGAAGGCCAGCCCAAAGCCAGGCCUGGCUCCAGGGGCAAACUGCUCUCCCCUCGCCAACUACUUGCUGGAGACAGCUGAGGAUUCAAGCCUUUACACUCUCUCACCUUCACUCAUCUAUAUAAAGAAACACAAAGCACAGUGCAGAGCCCUUUGAAAUAGGGAAAAAAAAAAAAGAGUGAGAAGGAAAGAAGGAUGUGGUUAUUUAGUAAGAGUACUGGCAGAGCAUGGUCUUUAAGCAAAUGCUCUCGUGUUCUGUAGAACAACCUGGACUGAAGCAAUCCUGCUGAACUUCUUGCUAAGAUUCAGAAGCUGAAGCAAUCCUGGGGCUGCAGGCAAUUUCUUCAGGACACUCUUAGAGGGCAGAGGAAAUUCUCUUCAGAAGAGAAAACACGCUGCCUGUCUCUUAAGAAGGUGGAAGAGGAGUUGGGAAAUGGUAAAUCACUAAGCCUGGCUUCAGUAUUUGGACUGGAGUCACCCGCUGGAGAAUCUGUUGUGAGCACCCAGACGACAUCUCAGCAGGGAGAGAUGACCAACAUCAGUGGAGAAUGCAACUUUACAAGCAUCGACAGAUUAGCCGAGACCCUCCGGUUCGGGAUCUCCAUCCCCACCUUCAUUCUUGGCUUGGUUCUCAACACCCUGGCCCUCUCAGUAUUCUGCUGCUUUUGGAAGAAACAAACCAAAACCUCAGUCUAUAUGAUCAAUCUGGCACUUGCAGACGUUCUGCUGCUUCUCUCCCUCCCACUUAAGCUGCACUACUCUAUUGCAGAAGCACCCGGACUCCUAUGUGCCUUUAUACAGUCGCUGUACUUCGUCAAUACCUAUGGCAGUAUCUUCAUCAUUGUUUGCAUUACUGUUGACAGAUACAUCUGCUUAAAGCAUCCAUUUGAAGGUCGAGCUAACCAAUCCCCCAGGUGGGCAAUCUUGAUUUGCUGUUUCAUCUGGGCAGUAGCUUGGCUUUGCAGCAGCCCAAUAUAUGCGUUUCAAAAGAAAGAUUCUUUGAAAUGUUUUCACAACAUGUCAGAUGAGGCCUGGAGUGUCCCUCUCAUCGUUUCCGUGGAGAUCUUCGGAUUUCUGAUUCCACUCUCAGUGAUGGUUUUCUGCUCUGCACAAAACAUCUGGAUUCUUCUGAAUCAUAAAAACAGAGCCAAAGAGAAAGUAGAAGAUUCCUUACGAGUCAUUAUCAUCAACCUUGUUGUCUUUUUGGUAUGUUUCACACCUGUCCAUCUUGCCAUCUGCCUACAGUGCCUGGUAAGACAGCAGGUGAUAGUGGACUGCCGCCUGAAACAAACCAUCAGCCUCUUCAUCCAGGUGUCAAUGAUAUUAGCCAACCUCAACUGCUGCCUGGAUGCCAUCUUCUAUUACUUUGCUGCCAAAGAAUUCCGUGAGAAAACACACCUGAAAAAAAUUAUUCAGCGAUGCCCUGUCUUUAAGCCUUGUGCCACAUGACAGGGCCUUUUGCAGCAGAAUGCCUCUUCCUUGGCUGCCGCUUGCCCUGCAGGUGGAACACUGAUAGCAUUAUUCCCAACAUGGCAGUAAGGCCAGCUUGGCCAUUGCAGGAAGGGCACAGGAGGGAGAAGGACAAUAUUUUUCUCACGAAUGUGAACAUGUCUUCUUUUUUGAGAUCAAAGGGGAAGAAUAUGGGGAAAAAAGAACCAGCAUUAAGAAAAUAUCAGUGAUGCCAAAAGAAGCAUUAACCUUGAUGCAACCUAUUAAACCUGAAAGACUUGUCAGAAGAAAACUACCGAGGUCAGUGGAUUGCCAAUUAAAAUCAGCCUUUGCCAUCGCCACAGUGGUUUUGCUUUCACCAGUGUGAUCAGAAACGUGUUGCUUUGGGUCAGUCAAACCCAGAAAUAACUUCAACACCUUCUUGCUAACUUAAAAGGUAACUGAGAGAUAUAGGAAAGUAUCUGGCCAAAAGUCUGGCUCUGCUCUUUCUGGAAACCCUGCAGAAGGUCUCUGUUGAAGCUCAUUUACUCCAAAAUCUCGGCUGACCCUCCCAUAAGCAUUAUAAACCAUCACACACCAGCCAGGGCUGUUCCACAGAGGACCAGGCUGCCCAGUACAUGACAACAUCUCUUUCUACAACACCCCAUCUUGGGUAACAGCAACAAACAACUAACCUUUCUGAUAAUUGUGGCUCAGGAACCAGCAUGGUUUUAUCCUGCAACUUUAAAACAGCUUUUGCACAUUAAAAACAACCCCUUCAAAUACUGCAUUUAGUGAAAGGCUGUACAUACAAAGCGUAGGUAAUCAUUCUAAGAUAUAACAAGAUAGAUGUAUGAAAGUUUUCUGCCUGUCUUCUCAUUCUUUCUUGGGGAAGAAGAACGUAUGGAAGCAAGUAUAACAUCACAAGCAUGAUAUGCAGUUUGGGAGCACCUGUCUGAUAUACUCUAGGCUCCCAGAUGAAACACUGGAUCAGCUCUCUCAAACUCAUUCCUCAGAGGAGUCCUCCUGGCCUGGACUUUCCAUUUCACAAAAUGUCUCUGGAAGUGCCUUAAUCACUCCAUGCCAGCUCCUCUGGUAUGUCACUGCCCUUGGGCUGUUUGUACAUUCAGCCCUGAGUUGAAACUAAAGGCUUCCUUACUGCAAUGUAAGCCUUCUAUUCUUUGUACCAUUAUAUUGUUAUGGUUUAUGCUCUUACCCAGAAGCACCUUCGCAUCAAGAAAUCCAUUUCUGUGCCUUUAAAAAACAGCCACAAAAUUGCUUUAACUUGGUGGCAACCAGGUCUUUGUUCUGGGGCAGAUACUCCUUUUAUUUAAAACGGGAAAAGAAAUUGGCUUCUGUUUGAAGGAAAGAAAAAGAAGACACAGGGCUAGUUUUGAAAAUAGAAUUUCCAGCCCAUUGAUUUCUAAAUAAAUGACUGAUUGCACAAGUGGGCAGCUGUACAUGUCUCAUACUGGACCUAAUGUAAGAGUGCUUUACAGCUCAUUAAUACUAAAUGUUGCCACAGCUGAGUCGUGAGAGGAGCUCAGAGACAAACAGAGGCUUUUUCAUCACCUCUGCCAUUAUCUGCUGUUAUGCUGAAAGAGAAGUUUUACAAAACAGGAGGUCUGCAAAACAUUAUUUGCAACUGCCUCGAUCAUUCAGAAACCUGCAUCCUUUUCAGUAUGAGAUAGCCUUUCUUUCUUGUACUUUUUGCAUUACUUUGCAUAUGAAAUGUGUGUUUUGGAAAGAACAUGUUCUAGAAAAUAAACUGUAUGUGUGAAA